Messenger RNA from Alternaria novae-zelandiae, 756 nucleotides. RefSeq lists its product as uncharacterized. The coding region runs from base 1 to 756 and encodes 251 amino acids. The transcript has 2 exons. The record is from RefSeq and is a predicted model, not a curated record. Lineage: Eukaryota; Fungi; Ascomycota; Dothideomycetes; Pleosporales; Pleosporaceae. Gene Ontology annotation, molecular function: protein binding.
AUGGGAAACCGAGUGGUCACGAUUACCGUCGGCAUAAAACCCGAUCACGAGAACUUCACUGUUCACGAAAGGCUGAUCCGCGAUUCAUCUACGUUGAUCGACGCAUGCUUGGAAAACGAUGAACGCGAGCACCCAGAACUCACGGCCGUCCUUACAGACUUUCAAUCGAAAGACUUCUUGAUCUACAACCAAUGGCUCUACACCGAACGCCUGUUCAUGAAAGCCGAGGGCGAUGGCAAGUCUAUCUCUGAAGGGCGAAGUCUAAUCAAGGGCUAUCUUCUUGGUCAUUACCUCGGUGAUAUGAAGUAUAGAGACACAUUGAUAGAUGCUCUGAUCAAAUGGGGCGACGGUGCAGAGACUGAAGAUCGCAUGAAGUUGGUUUGCGAGCAAGCUAUAGCUGUGUUCGACGGCACAGAAGCGAAGGACCCGCUACGCAGAUUCAUCACAGACUUCACUGUCUGGAACACCGAGUACGAGCUCUGGUCUAACAACUACAAGAGGUUUCCUCAAGACUUCGUCGCAAUGGUAUCGCACGGCUACGCGUACCGCUGUCACAUUCUCGGCUCUGGUCCUUCCAAGCGUGUGAUUCUACAAGCUUGCUUGAAGAUCAACAGGACGACCAGCGCGUCUGGACCAAACCCCUCACAAUCCGCGAAACGUCGCAAGACGAACCCUGCUACGAACGAUGAACCUGCCGACAAGGAGCCAGAGAGCACCCCGUCUACCGUCUUUGACAACGCGCCCAAAGACACUUGA